AUGCUGGGCUGGUGUGAAGCGAUAGCCCGUAACCCUCACAGAAUUCCAAACAACACCCGAACACCUGAGAUCUCAGGGGAUUUGGCUGAUGCCUCACAAACCUCCACAUUGAAUGAAAAAUCCCCAGGACGAUCUGCAAGUCGAUCGAGUAAUAUUUCAAAAGCAAGCAGUCCAACCACAGGGACAGCUCCCCGGAGCCAGUCAAGGUUGUCUGUCUGUCCGUCUACUCAGGACAUCUGCAGAUCUGCCUUCUUGCAUGACAUGUCAGAAGACGCAUUUGAGCAAUGCACCCCUGUAAUGGUGCUGAGCCCUGCUAGGAAGGAGUCUGGUAAGAAAUCAGUGAAACAGAGGCCUAGGAGGAGGAAAAGGGCCUCUGAGAGAUAUGAACAUGCAGAAGAACAAAUAAAAGGGCGAAGAAAUGAUUUUCACCUCCAGAUCUCAAGCCCCAGAUGGAGUGAGCUUUACACAGAUUCUUCAGAUUUGUCUUCCAUAGAUGAGAGUCAUUGGAUUCAGGCAAAAAGAAGAGCCCAAGAGAAAUUCUGACUGUCACAUAGAAGGAGAAAUAAUAAUAAAUCAUGUGGAAACUUGGAUGGGGCUUCUGCUCCUAAUGGAAUUGAUCUGGUACAUCUGGGCUCCAAAGGUAAAAAGUGAGAAGAGCUGACUGAAUGUGAGAGUAGCUCCUUAAAUCUCUGCAGAGGAAAAGGCACAUGGUACCAAGAGUGCAGUCUCUCCCUGCCUAGGGGAUCCUGUGAGAUUAAGAGAUCCUCAAGGAACCAUGAAGAAAGCAAAGGCAGGUACCACCGCAGGGACCCACAGCUCUUGCAUAGUCUUAGGCAAAAUGACCCAAUCAACAAAAGAUUUUCAGAAACAGAUUCCAGCACUGAAAUAUUGGCAGUCACAGAAGGCGGCAAGUAUGUGGAUGACUCAGGGUUCCAGGUGAAUGACCCUCUUCAGAAGCCUCCUGCCACCUACCGUGUGGGGCCUGAGCAUUUAAAAAUAUGCAGGAUCUGUCACUGCGAAGGAGAUGAAGAGAGCCCCCUCAUCACACCCUGUCGCUGCACGGGCACCCUGCGCUUUGUCCACCAGUCCUGCCUCCACCAGUGGAUCAAGAGCUCAGACACGCGCUGCUGUGAGCUCUGCAAGUACGACUUCAUAAUGGAGACCAAGCUCAAGCCCCUCCGGAAGUGGGAGAAACUACAGAUGACCACGAGCGAAAGGAGGAAAAUAUUCUGCUCCGUCACAUUCCACGUCAUCGCCAUCACCUGCGUGGUUUGGUCUUUGUAUGUAUUAAUAGAUCGGACGGCGGAAGAAAUCAAGCAAGGCAAUGAUAACGGUGUCCUUGAAUGGCCCUUUUGGACGAAACUGGUUGUGGUGGCCAUCGGCUUCACAGGAGGUCUCGUCUUCAUGUACGUACAGUGCAAAGCCUACGUCCAGCUGUGGCGCAGGCUGAAGGCCUACAACCGCGUGAUCUUUGUGCAGAAUUGCCCGGACACUGCCAAAAAGCAGGAGAAGAGCUGCUCGUGCGCCGUCAACACGGACCUCAAGGAUGCUGUCGUCGUGCCCGUGCUGCAGACGGGCACGAGCUCACUGCCCUCCGCGGAAGGCAGCCCCCCCGAAGUCAUCCCCGUGUGACAGGACCGGGUGGGCCUCCCUUCACGGAAGAGUGUCUUUCUAGUCCUCAGCCACUACAAAUGACAGAAACGGUCCCGAAUCACUCACUCUUCCUUAUCUUCUCCCCGCUCUCCUCCUGACUCAGUUUUCCUUACUUCGCUCAAAAAGGAGGAAAAGACACCAAAUGACCAGGAUCCCAUGAAGCAGGGUCUGAAGUGUGAUACGUAAAAGUUGGCUGAAGAGGAGUUUCUAAAACAAUCAAAGACCGCCAGACCAAGGGACGCUUUUAGGCGGCGUUCAUCAUCAGAUUGCGUGGACACAUGAGUCUUCACGGCAGCAGGGGAAGUCAGAGUACAGACUUGAAUCGCGAUGUCUUUCUUCUAAGGUUUCGUAGUGUUAACUAUCUCAUCUG
Molecule: messenger RNA, 2023 nt
Organism: Pteronotus mesoamericanus
Lineage: Eukaryota; Metazoa; Chordata; Mammalia; Chiroptera; Mormoopidae
Gene: MARCHF1
Product: membrane associated ring-CH-type finger 1
Exons: 7
Biological process (GO): antigen processing and presentation of peptide antigen via MHC class II; protein polyubiquitination; immune response
Cellular component (GO): early endosome membrane; cytoplasm; late endosome membrane
Molecular function (GO): zinc ion binding; MHC protein binding; ubiquitin protein ligase activity
Source: RefSeq, a predicted model, not a curated record